AAUUAAUCCUCCAACUUGGUGCCACCCCACUACUCUUUUGUAUCCGUUCCAUUCGCUUUCUCUUUCUUCUGCCGCCACAAAUUUUCUUGGGCCAGUUUUACCGCGCACCGGAAAAUCAAGAAUGGAGGCUUUGAAGAUGAGAGUAUUUUUGGCUUUGGUGGUUGUUGUCAUGGCUUUCUCCGCCGUACAGAAUGUGGCAGCUCAAGAAGCACCAGCUCCUAGCCCUGCCUCUGAUGCCACCAUAUUUGUACCCACCAUUUUUGCUUCUUUCGUAGCUCUUGCUUUUGGGCUUCUAUUUUAAAAUGGUGGAGUUUUUUUAUUUUUUAUUUUGAAAAAAAUUUGAUUUGGGUUAUUGAAUGGGUACAUUCUGAGUUCUUUUGCUUAGGCUCUUUCUUUGUUGCCCAGUUGGAUUGGGUUCGUAAAAAGGGCUUAGGGACUUUUAUUUGUAUUUUGAUUUUUAAUUAUUUGUAUAAUUGAUGUAAUUUGUUAUUAUUUUUGUACAAUUUAAUGUGAUUUGUUAUUCUUAAAUUUUA
Messenger RNA from Jatropha curcas, 533 nucleotides. RefSeq names its product arabinogalactan protein 13. The record is from RefSeq and is a predicted model, not a curated record. NCBI's taxonomy places the organism in Eukaryota, Viridiplantae, Streptophyta, Magnoliopsida, Malpighiales, Euphorbiaceae.